UCCUCCUUGCAGUUUGAAACUGUCAGGUUGGUACUAAGGUAGCAGCUGGGCUUGCUGUGGUUUCAGCGGCGACGCAGCGAGGAAACCAGAGUGCGGCAUCGGGAUCUGGUGGAGCGCCCAGGCAGUUGCGUAGUGGCGCCCCGGCGGGCCCCGCAUCGCUGGCCGAGUAUUUUUGCAGAAUGUCAUCAGAUGAGGACAAAUCCUCACUUCCAGUUGUACAAAAUGACUCUGAUCCAGGCAGUUCUGUCUCUACAGACCUUCAGGAAGAAUAUGAAGAACUACUUCGUUAUGCUAUAGUGACUCCAAAUAUCGAAUCUAGUGCAUUACAAACAUCUCAUCCUAAGGGAGAAGUGGUACCAGAUGUUAGAAUUCCUACUACAACUGAUAAUAGUCUUCAUAAUCAAGCAGGAAAUAGCCCUGCAGUAAGAGAAACUGCAAUGGAAGUUGGAAAAGGAUGUGAUUUAAAUAUUUCCACUCAUUCAAAGAUAGAUGGAUCAUCACCAGUGUUGUCACCAAGGAAGUCUUCUCACCCAGUCAUGGAUUUUUUCAGUUCACAUCUUCUAGGUGACUCUUCCUCAUCAGUGUCUAAUUCUACUCAUACAGAUGCCCAUGAAAUAGCUCUGGGCGACAGUCUUGUUUUUGAUGAAAACCUUCAGAAGAUGGAAAAUAUACUUGAUUUUUGGAGUUCAAGUCUUAAGACAAACAUUUUAUCUGAACUAAGUAAAUGGAGACUUAAUUUUAUUGACUGGCACAGAAUGGAAAUGAAAAAAGAGAAAGAAAAGCAUGCAGCCCAUGUAAAACAACUAUACAACCAGAUCAAUGACUUGAAGGAGCUGCAAAAAACCUUUGAAGUUUCCAUUGGGAGAAAAGACGAGGUGAUUUCCAGCUUGUCUCAUGCCAUAGGCAAGCAAAAGGAAAGAAUAGAGUUGAUGAGAACAUUCUUUCACUGGCGAAUUGGUCAUGUCAGCUCCAGACAGGAUGUUUAUGAAUGUAAACUAGCUGAUCAGUACUUCCAAAGAACUUUACUAAAAAAAACCUGGAAGGGCUGGCGAUCCAUAAUACAAAGACAGUGGAAAGAGGUGGUAGAACGAGCUUGUCAAGCAAGAGCUGAAGAAGUUUGUGUUCAGAUUUCCAAUGAUUAUGAAGCCAAAGUUGCUAUGUUAUCUGGAGCUUUGGAAAAUGCAAAAACUGAGAUUCAAAGAAUGCAACAUGACAAAGAGCACUUUGAAGAUUCCAUGAAGAAAGCUUUCAUGAGGGGGGUGUGCGCAUUAAAUCUUGAAGCCAUGACUAUGUUUCAAAAUAGAAAUGAUACAGGGAUAGAGUUCACAAAUAAUAAAAAAGAAGAAUACGGCCCUGUUGUUCAAGGAAAAGAACACUGUAUUCAUUCGGAUUCUUCAAUGCCCUCAAUACCUCCAAUGCCCUCAGCAGUACCAUUGCAUCUGCUGCAGUCCUCACCAGCAGUGACAGUCGGAACGGCCAGCGCCACUGCAGUUCCUUCUGCUGUGUCCAUGACUUCUGCUGGGGCUGCAUCUGCUUCUGCUGGGGCUGCAUCUGCUUCUUCUGUUCAGGUUCAUGUUCCAGUCUCUGUUCUUGGUGCAGGAUCCUCAAUUACUACUACAUCUGAAGAGAUGACAUCUUCGUAUAUUAAAGAAAAUUAUGUUCCAAGAGUUGUAACUUCAGCACAUCAGAGAGCUGGAAGAACAAUUACAGCCCGGAUCACAGGGAGAUGUGAUUUUGCUUCAAAAAAUAGAAUUAAUAGCAGUUUAGCUAUAAUGGGAGUUUCUCCUCCUAUGAGCUCAGUUAUUGUGGAAAAACAUCAUCCAGUCACAGUGCAAACCAUUCCUCAAGCAUCAGCUGCAAAAUAUUCACGCUCCAUUCAUCCUGAAGGUAAUACCUCAGCUUCCAGAUCUCUUGGAACCAGAUCUACCCACGGAACCCAGUCUCUCACAAGUGUUCAGUCCAUUAAAGUGGUUGACUAAAGUGAAUAUGUUCACAACGAGGUCCUUUAAUUCCUCUGGUAAGGACUGUACCAAGAAUUACAAGUCUUUAGUUUUCAACAUUUCUGAACUGUGGAUACAUCAUGUUCAUCUUUUCAAAAUUAUAAGAGACUUUUUCGAGAUAUUCCAUCCUUUGUAACUAUAUUGUAGAAAUUAUUUUAAUGUUAUUUUUAUUUAAGCAAUUAAGUAAAACUUUUUUAAAUUAAAAAAGAAACUUCAUUUUCUAAUAUGUUCAGCCUAUCACUAAUUAUAUCAUCAUUACAUAACUUUUUUCUCUAUUAUUUCUAAAAAAAAAACUAAAUCAUUUCCAAUGUUACUGAACAAUAAUUUAUAUAAAACUUUGAGAGGGAACUUUACUGAAAACAUUAGAACUAAUAGAAACUAAGCUAUUUUUACUUUUACUUAAUUUAUUUAUUUUUAUGUGGUGCUGAGGAUCAAACCCAGUGCCUCACAUGUGCUAGGCAUGUGCUGUACAACUGAACCACAACCCCAGCCCCUAUUUUUACUUUUAAAUAAUUUUAAAAAGAUUAAGACCAAGAAUAAUAAUGUUUUUCUCAUAAAGCUUUUUGUGAUUUUGCUGUAUUAGUCUUCAUCUUUCUAGGACUCUUAACAGUUACAAACAGAGGGAAUGGCAACACUUAUGAGUAAUUUUUCAUGUUAAAAGGAAAAAACAUAAUAUUAGUACAAAAGUAGAGUUAUAUAAAUAUCAAAAAGAAAUUUCCUAUUGGAAUUGUUAGGUAUCCAGUCAGCCAUGAAUGGAUGAGCAGGGAAAGGACAAUGAAGGCUGAAUGAAAACUGUGGGGAGCCUUAUCUGACAGGCAGGCACCUGGAAGAUGGGGGUCUGGAACAUUAAAACCUCCUCCAGUCAUAAUUACAUUCCCUUAAGAAAAACUGUGUUCCAAGAUCAGGUCACACCCGACCAGGUGACCUGGACCCUCUCUUAUCAACCCCCAGUCACGCUGGCAAUCAGAAUAUCAAGACCCUCCAUUUCCUGCCCCCCCUUAAUUGGAUAAUAAACCAAUUAAGGGGGGGCAGGAAAUGGAGGCAGAAGUAGGGGGACUCAAUUUCCUUAAUUCCAAUUUUGUGAGCACCACACCCUCUUCUCUGCAGGCAUCCCUGCUAUGCUAUCAGUCAAGUCAAGUGGUAGACCUCAGUGGGACCCUGGAAACUUCCCUGGGCUCCCCAAUAAAACUGAAAGGCAGGACAGGAAGGCCAUCCUCCUUUCUGAGAGAAUCCACUGUUUUCCUUGAGAGUAUGCCCUUUUCCCCUUUUCUAUCCCUUUCAAUAAGUUCAUGCCUGUUACUCUGAGCCACAUGUCUGAAAUCUUUCUGGCGUGAUUGCAACAAUCAGGGUAAAGAGGGGGCCUCUAUGGUUGCUUUAGCUUCACAGCUGGCCAGUGCCUGUUUUUCAUGUUCUUUCCUGCCUGAUUGAAACUACAGCACUGAACCAGUGUUUCUCUCUGAACUUACAAACUCUUGUCCUAUAGUGGUGUAGCCUUGGGCAACUAGCAAACCUGCCAGCCCUGGGCAGAAAUGCUUUGGUGGUUGACCAAUAUGAAGAAAACAUCUGGGCAGAACUGAUUUAGGAGAAAAAGACCUGGCUUCUCAAUGGCUUUAUUACUGGCUGUGUUAUCUUGGGCUAGACAAUAUAUUAAUAUAAAGAAAUCUCAGAAUCCUCCUCUACCUACCAUACUUAUUUCCCUUCACACAUAAAAAUUAGUUUGUUCUGAAGAAUCCGAGUAGGGCUCCAAUUUCCCCAUCUUUAACAGAAAUGGAUGGAUUUAAUAAUCUGAAACCUCCUCUUCUAGUUUGAACAUGAUCUGGUUCUAUUCUGUAACUUUAUUGUAGGAAAUAGUUCUCUUGAUACCUCACAUUAAGAGAACAUCAGAGAACAAAACUGAUAUAGGCAAACAAUUCCUAUUUUCUAAUGGAACACCUUAAGGUUUUUCUGAAUUACAGAAGUAUCAAGCUAAUUCUUAAUGUGUAUUAGAUACUUAAGCAACACCUGUUCUGGGUUCUGGCCCAGUUCUUACUGUAAACAGCUUCACUCAGCAUGGGCUUCAAAAGGCUAUGUGUGCCCAAAGCAGCAGCACCUUAUCUCACAUCCUUUUUGUGGACGUGUCUUCCCCAGGGCUUCCCUGUUGACUACCCAGAGAUCCAGGAGAAACAAGCCUCCUCUUAUCCCAGUCCUAUGACCCACAGAUCAAUUCUUCCUCCUUCCUCCCUUGUAUGAAUUAUCCUGAGAUGCACAAGUCCAUUCCACCUCUUGGAAUAAGAGUAUCCUCAAACUCAAAUAAUUUGUGAAACUUGAUAGCAAGUAAUAGCCAUUUUAGUAACACCUCAUCUAGAUUCUCCUCCUUCCCCAGAUCUUUUCCUCCAUUCCUGCUCCCCUAGAUUGACACUGCUGAAAAAAAGGUGUUUUACAAAAACCUUUGUCUUAGGUUUUACAAAAACCUUUGUCUUACCUUCUGAGGAACUUAAGACUGCAACUAGGAUGGAGCUUAGUAUCCAAGCCAAAGCCAUAGGGACAAACUAAAGCAAAUAUUAAUGAGUGUUAUACUUAAGAAUAUUGGACAAACCCAAAGACAACAUCAUGGUGAAUAAGGAAAAACCAAGAGCAUUUCCUUUAAAAUCUGGAACAAGACAAGGAUGUUCACUCUCACCACUUCUAUUCAAUAUACUACUAGAAAUACUACCCAGAGCAAUUAGGUAAGAUAAGGAAAGGAUAAAAAUAGGAAAGAAGUCAAAUUAUCAUUGUUUACAUAUGAUAUCCUAUACUUAGAAGAUCAAAAGACUCCACCAAAAGACUGGUAGAGCUAAUAAAUUUCACAAGUAACAAGUUACAAAAUUAACAUACAAAAAUCAAUAGCUUUGCCAUACAAAAAUAAUGAAUCUGCUGAGAAAGAAAUUAGGAAAACUAUCCCAUUCACAAUAGCUUAAAAAAGAAAAACUCUAGCA
This is a messenger RNA of Sciurus carolinensis (gray squirrel), 4954 nucleotides long. It is a transcript of the gene Poc5, whose product is annotated as POC5 centriolar protein. Gene Ontology annotation, cellular component: centrosome. The coding region runs from base 180 to 1979 and encodes 599 amino acids. The record is from RefSeq and is a predicted model, not a curated record. The transcript is spliced from 13 exons. NCBI's taxonomy places the organism in Eukaryota, Metazoa, Chordata, Mammalia, Rodentia, Sciuridae.